Molecule: messenger RNA, 982 nt
Organism: Uloborus diversus
Lineage: Eukaryota; Metazoa; Arthropoda; Arachnida; Araneae; Uloboridae
Product: myosin regulatory light chain sqh-like
Exons: 4
Coding region: 250-774 (174 amino acids)
Biological process (GO): post-embryonic development; locomotion
Cellular component (GO): cytoplasm; myosin II complex
Molecular function (GO): myosin heavy chain binding; calcium ion binding
Source: RefSeq, a predicted model, not a curated record
CCGUUAUAGUUUCGACACGAGCGUCUGCUGUUUUAUUAUUUUUUUUCUUUGACCUAACCAAAUGUGGCAUUCUUUGCGAGUGCUCUAGUGAAUGUCCAUUUUAGGAUUCAGUCUACUUUUUAUGUAAAACGAGGCUUUUUGCUUGUCAGUUCUGCUUAUCCUUAGUUUGAUUUCAUUACUGUCUGUUGUGAUUACGACCAGAGUAUCAAUAAAUACGCAUACAUUUUGAACAGAAAACCCAGCGGAAUCAUGUCCAGUCGCAAAACUAAAGGUAGAAGUACCACAAAAAGGCGUGCUCAAAGAGCUACUUCCAAUGUCUUUGCAAUUUUUGACCAAGCUCAGAUUCAAGAAUUCAAAGAGGCAUUUAAUAUGAUUGACCAGAACAGAGAUGGCUUUAUUGACAAAGAAGAUUUACAUGAUACAUUGGCCUCUCUAGGUAAAAAUCCAGCAGAUGACUUUCUGGAGAGCAUGAUGAAUGAAGCUCCUGGACCCAUAAAUUUCACUAUGUUCUUGACUCUCUUUGGUGAAAGAUUGCAAGGGACUGAUCCGGAAGACGUCAUAAGGAAUGCUUUUGCCUGUUUUGAUGAAGACAACAGUGGCACAUUGCAUGAAGAGAAGCUCAGAGAGUUGUUGGCUACUAUGGGAGAACGAUUUACAGAAGAGGAUAUCGAUGAAAUGUAUCGAGAAGCUCCUAUUGACAAAAAUGGUAUGUUUGACUAUCUUGAAUUCACUAGAAUACUGAAGCAUGGUGCAAAGGAUAAGGAUGAUGAAUAAUGGGAUUUUUUUCCCAUUAUAAAUGCUAAAGCAUUUAUUAUUUAUAUGCUGAUUUAAGAUUCAAAACUAUAUGUUUUAUAUUUGAAAACUAUGCAUUUAUCAAUUUUGCUGUUCUUUUUAUUGUUGUUGAGAGUAGUUUGCAAUAUUUAAAUUUUGAAAUGUAACUUUUCUCUACGCUUUUAAAUAAAAGUUUUUCUACAUUUGUUUC